AUGUCACAAAUUCAGGAAUCGUAUACCGGACAGAGUGGAAUUCUAUAUACCACCCAGGAAGUUCUACAAGAGGACGAAACGCCUCCGCGACGCGUAUGCUCAAGCCAUGAUAACGCCGGUCGAAAGUACAUCCUCAAAUACAUCCCUGAAGUCAAUUAUUCGUAUCUCGAAAAGGAAAUCUACGGUAGACUGCGUGAAGAUGCCAAAAACGUCCGAAUUAUUGAAGACGCCAUUCCAGACAAGUCUAUGUUUGUUUUCAAAUAUUUCCGGAGCCAUUUUCUCGGCCUUGUUCAACAGAAGAAUCUGCCCUUGGACGUGACGAAAACAAUUCUAAAACAAGCUCUACUUGGCAUCGCGGAGAUGCACGAUAAAGAAAUUGUGCAUUCAGAUAUCAAGGCUGAUAACAUCCUCGUUGAUUGGGAGGACGGUCGGGGGGAAAUUGCAAUUGACCAAGUGAAAAUUGCGGAUCUGGAAGAUGCUGCAUAUGUCCCCCCGAAUACUGCAAUCGUUGGAAAACAGGCGGGCAACUACAUGUGGCGAAGCCCCGAAGCCCAUGCGAGUGGUCCCAUUGGGAAGCCUUCCGACAUUUUUUCAUUCGCAAUAGUUAUGAUAUACGCUCUGAGUAAACGGAUCAUCUUCCAUGUUACCGACGAAGAACUCGACGGCGGCAAGCUUGAGCGGAUCGCAAUCGUGAUUGAGCGCCAAAUGUCGUUCUUUGGCGAAUGGCAGAGCACCAACGAGUUCAUUGGGGACCAUCUCGCACCGGAUAAUCCGUACGGCCAGGUCUUCCUGAUCACACGUGAUGGAUUUGGACUAGGAACGCCCAGAAAUCCGUUUCGAUUGUCGAACAGUUUUGAUGAUGACUUUAAAGACUUGGUGGUGAACAUGACGGAUUUCAAUCCUGCAAAGAGGAUCACCGCGAGAGAGGCACUGCAGCAUAAGUGGUUCAAUGGCGUCUGA
Molecule: messenger RNA, 960 nt
Organism: Cucurbitaria berberidis CBS 394.84
Lineage: Eukaryota; Fungi; Ascomycota; Dothideomycetes; Pleosporales; Cucurbitariaceae
Product: kinase-like protein
Exons: 3
Coding region: 1-960 (319 amino acids)
Biological process (GO): protein phosphorylation; mitotic DNA damage checkpoint signaling
Cellular component (GO): nucleus; cytoplasm
Molecular function (GO): ATP binding; protein serine/threonine kinase activity
Source: RefSeq, a predicted model, not a curated record